This is a messenger RNA of Fundulus heteroclitus (mummichog), 6296 nucleotides long. RefSeq names its product BTB (POZ) domain containing 7 (gene btbd7). Gene Ontology annotation, molecular function: protein binding. The record is from RefSeq and is a predicted model, not a curated record. Bases 504 to 3848 code for a protein of 1114 amino acids. Lineage: Eukaryota; Metazoa; Chordata; Actinopteri; Cyprinodontiformes; Fundulidae. The transcript is spliced from 11 exons. Gene Ontology annotation, biological process: morphogenesis of a branching epithelium.
AGCGAGCUUGAACUCAGUGGCUUCGCGAUAGGCCGUAAAAAAAAAGCCACCCAACAAGGCGUUGUGUGGAAAUACCGAGCCAGAACCGGGACUAAAUUAAGCGGCGGUUCUGUUUCAGGCGGAGAUAGAUGCCGAGAAAUCGGGGUUAAAGUCGACGGAAAUGGAAACGGUUUCGCCUUUUAACGGUUUCAUUCGGUGGCUGACGUCGAUCGGAGCGUAAUGAGCAGAGUUGGAGAAAGAAGGAGCUGAGCAGCUUUUUUCUCUCUCUCCCCCCCCACCACCACCCCACCUCCCCUCCUUCUCUCUGCUGAUCAGACAACUUGGACCGGACUGAACUGCGCUGUGAACCGGAGACGAAAACUAUGGACGGGAAACUUCCAGCAGCCGGGGCCCGGGGCUGUGAGGAGGCUUCAGAAGAUCCACGCCUGACCCGAAGCUGAGGACUGAGCAUGAUGACUCGGCGCCAGGGGGAACCCCCAAAUAACAAGUGAAGAGACGUAAGGAUGGGGGCCAAUGGAUCCAGCUAUCCACACUCCUGCUCCUCGCGUGUAGGGGGGAAUACACAGGCGCAGCAGACCUUUAUAGGGACAUCUUCGUACUCUCAACAGGGAUAUGGCUGGGAGUCCAAGCUGUACAGCCUGGAGCACGGCCAUGAGCGACCAGCGGACAGGAAGAAGAAGAGCCUGGGGCUCGCCACGCUCAAACGGAGGUUCAUCAAAAGGAGGAAGUCGAGCCGCUCCGCGGAUCACACGCGGCAGAUGCGGGAGCUGUUGUCGGGGUGGGACGUCCGCGACACAAACGCCCUGGUGGAGGAGUACGAGGGCACGGCGGCCCUCAAGGAGCUGAGCUUCCAGGCCAGCCUGGCCCGUGCCGAGGCGCCCAGCCUGCAGCGGGACCUGGCGGCGCUCUACCAGCACAAGUAUUGCACUGACGUAGAUCUCAUCUUCCAAGGCACUUGCUUCCCGGCCCACCGGGCCAUCCUGGCCGCCCGCUGCCCCUUUUUCAAGACCUUGCUGUCCUCGUCUCCCGGUUACGGGGCGGAGGUCCUCAUGGACGUCGACACCGCGGGCAUCGACGUGCCCAUGUUCUCCGCCCUGCUUCACUACCUCUACAGCGGGGAGUUCGGGGUGGGCGGAGCCGAGGACACCCGGCUGCAGAACGUGGACGUGCUCGUUCAGCUCAGCGAGGAGUUCGGCACGCCCAACUCCCUGGAGGCAGACAUGAAGGGCCUGUUCGACUACAUGUGCUACUACGACGCCCUCCUUAGCUUCUCCUCGGACUCUGAGAUGAUAGAGGGCUCUAAUGAGAGGGGGGCUGUCGCUGCAGUGCCACCGGGGAGCUCAGGGGGCAGCGGCGCGCCAGGCACCCCGGAUGAGGACCUCAGGGCCCACAAGGCCAUCCUCUCGGCGCGCUCCCCUUUCUUCAGGAACCUUCUGCAGAGACGCAUUCGCACAGGGGAGGAGAUGACCGAGCGCACGCUGCAGACGCCCACCAGAAUAGUGCUGGACGAGUCCAUCAUCCCUCGGAAGUACGUGCAGGUCAUCCUCCACUGCAUGUACACGGAUGUGGUGGACCUGGGGCUGGUGCUGCGAGGCAGCCCUUCGUCGUGCAGCCUCGGCGAGGUGCAGGCCCUGGUCUCUGGGUGCAGAGGGGCCAGCACUCGCACAGAGGAGGCCAUGGAGCUCUACCACAUUGCACUGUUCUUGGAGUUCAGCAUGCUGGCUCAAGGAUGCGAGGACAUUGUUGUGGAAAGUUUGUCCCUGGACUCGCUCGUCCCCAUCCUGAAGUGGAGCGCCCAGCCGUACGGCUCCAAGUGGGUCCACCGGCAGGCCAUGCACUUCCUCUGCGAGGAGUUCAGCCAGGUCGUGACCUCUGACGUCCUCUACGAGCUCAGCAAAGAACACCUCCUCAGCGCGAUUCAGUCCGACUACCUGCAGGCGAGUGAACAGGACAUUCUGAAGUAUGUUGUAAAGUGGGGUGAGCAGCAGCUGAUUAAGAGGAUGGCAGACAGGGAGCCCAACCUGCUGAGCGGCACCGCCCACAGCGUCAAUAAGAGGGGGGUGAAAAGGCGAGACCUGGACGUGGAGGAGCUGAGGGAGAUCCUGUCUCCGCUCCUGCCCUUCAUCCGAACCGAGCACAUCCUGCCGCCCAACAGCGACGUCCUCGCCGACGCCCUGAAGAGGGGUUUGAUCAGCACCCCGCCGUCAGACAUGUUGCCCACGGCUGAGGGCGGCAAAGCCAACGCCUGGCUGCGGCAGAAGAAUGCAGGGAUCUACGUGCGUCCUCGCCUCUUCUCUCCGUAUGUGGAGGAGGCCAAGUCUGUGCUGGAUGAAAUGAUGGUGGAGCAGACCGACCUGGUGCGUUUGAGACUGGUGCGCAUGUCCAACGUCCCGGACACCCUCUACAUGGUCAACAACGCCGUGCCCCAGUGCUGUCACAUGAUCAGCCACCAGCAGAUGGCGGGCGGCUCCAGCGCGGCUCCCUCAGUCGUGGCCAAUGAGAUUCCAGUGCCUCCUCUGUCGGUGGUGAAGGAUAUGAUCCGAAGGCUGCACGAGCUGAGGCACACGGAGCAGGUCCAGCGGGCCUACGCUCUCAACUGCGGAGAGGGAGCCACGGUCAGCUACGAGCUGCAGCUGAGGGUCCUGAGGGAGUUCGGCCUGGCGGACGGCGCCACGGAGCUCCUGCAGAACCCGUCCAAGUUCUUCCCGGAUGAGCGGUUUGGAGACGAGAGUCCGAUUCUGGCCCUGCGUCAGGUGGGGCGCUGCCGGGUGAACAGCAGCCCGGCUAUGGACAGCAUGAUAACGGAGAUGGAGGGAGGCGCUGGCUUCCACCCUCCGCUGCCUCCCCCGCCCCCUCCCUAUCACCCCCCCGCCACGCCCAGCCACCCCCAGCUCAAAGGGGGCUGGCGGCCGCGGGUGCCCCUGCCGACCCCCACCCGCUCCUUCUCCUACCCCUGCAACCGAACCCUGAUCCAGCGGCAUGCAGCCUCCAAGCAUGGCGGCUCAGAGUACUCCUCUGCGCCCAGGCCCCAGCCCCCAGACUGCACCAACCCGCAGGCCAUGGGCCGACCCCCGCUGUCGGACCCGCAGACAAUGGGCGCGGAGCCUAUGAUGAGGGAGUUUAUGCCGGAUAUCGCGCUCGGCGUGUCCGUCAUGUCUCUGAGGGAGCAGCACAUGGUGGACAUGGAGCGUGACGGCCCCCACAGCCCCAUGGGCCCCUCAGGUCACCAUCUACCCCACGGACCCUGCUCCUCGGCGCGCCUCAGCCACGGUUAUGGUCCCGGGCACGGCCAUUCCUGCAAGAGGCACGCUCCGGAGCCCAAGCUGGAGGCCCAGGCGGAGUUCCCCGACCUGUACGACUUCUCCUGCAGACCCGCGACGCCGACGUCAUCUCAUCCUCUGCCCCCUUUCGCUGGACCGGACCUCUACAGCCACAGCUGCACGCAGUCAGGCCCCUAUCCGCCCCCCUACGUCUCCGACUGUCAGCCGCACGGCCACCCGCAGGCACGGACCGCCCCAGACCCGCUGCGGCUGGACGUCCUCAGCAUAAAAUCUCAGAGACACGACGGAGUCCUGUCCAGUCCCUCCGGAGCCCAGCCCAGGACGGGGCCGUUCCCGAAGGGUCGUCCCAACGAGACGGAUCUCACCCACGGCCUGGGCCACCUGCGCUCCCCCAGCGGGAACGUCGACGGCUACGAAGAGAGGCACACGGGACCCAGAGACGCUCCGGAGGAGAUGGUUCUGGGCGGAGAGCCGUCGUCUCACAGGAACAGUGUUGGCGAGGAGCUCCUCAGAGACCGCCGGUCACCCAGCAAACCUGACUACCCCUAUAAGAAAUCUGCACUUUAACCCCAGCUCAGGAGCCGGGGGGGUUGAGUCGGGAAAAGGGAAGAAAAGCGGCUAAAUGUUUGCCUGUGUUUGUGUGACUAAGCGAGUCAGAGAAAAAGGUUGUAGCUGUCGGCAUCUUCUGUCCUACCUCUGUCACGCUGCGCUCUCAUCACACAGGGUUUAGAGAGGAAGCGGGUCGGCUCUCCGUUCUGCUCAGUCCCGCUUCUUUUAGAGGAUCCGCCGCCAAUCUUCGACCGGCUGGAGGUGCGCUCUGUGACCGUCGUGGACUGAUCGGUGAUCGGCGUUGCCUUGUGGGCAGCGGAGAGAUUUGAUCUCAGCUCAUGUACCUGGAUAACGGCGCACAGCCUGGGAAGAAGCGAUGCGACGAAGUGAUAGCGUUAGCAUGUCGAUUUUCCUUUACCUGCAUCUCCAUCUCUGCGCGUAGCAUGUCCGACAACACGCGCGCCCUCCCGGCCCCGCGCUGUUCGCCCAUGCGACAGGAAGUAGUUCAUCGUGUGAUAACCGCGCAGGGGCGUGGCCGCCGACGGCGCCUGUGUGGCUGACAGACGGGGCCGGAGGUUUCGCGUUCGUUGCCGAGGCACUGAGAAGUUAAUGCAUGCUGGGACGGUUGCCUGAUGAGGACCUUCAGCCAAUCAGACCGGCUUGUAGGGGACUUCAGCCAAUCAGACCGGCUUGUAGGGACCUUCAGCCAAUCAGAUCAGCUUGUAGGGACCUUCAGCCAAUCAGAUCGGCUUGUAGGGACCUUCAGCCAAUCAGACCGGCUUGUAGGGACCUUCAGCCAAUCAGACCGGCUUGUAGGGACCUUCAGCCAAUCAGACCGGCUUGUAGGGACCUUCAGCCAAUCAGACCGGCUUGUAGGGACCUUCAGCCAAUCAGACCAGCUUGUAGGGACCUUCAGCCAAUCAGACCGGCUUGUAGGGACCUUCAGCCAAUCAGAUCAGCUUGUAAGGGACCUUCAGCUAAUCAGACCGGCUUGUAGGGACCUUCAGCUAAUCAGACCGGCUUGUAGGGACCUUCAGCCAAUCCGGGGCAAGUAGGCGUGCACAAUACACCCGGGUGUUUAAAUGUGGGAGCAUCCACAUUUAAAGCCUUAACGAGCGCUUCAGAUAUUCACUUUAAACGACCUUUUAUGCACAUAGAAACAUUUCCGUCGCUUCGCUUCGGCUCUCUCCUGGUCGGAUCGCUCUUUCCUCUGCAUUUCCUCCGAGUGCAUUUCACCGAUCACGUUUCAAAAAAAAAACAAAAAACACAUGUAUAUAUGCCAGGACUUUUUUUUAUUUUAUUUUUUUGCAAACCUCCUAGAUGCACACGCAAUGCUGAGACUGUCAGGUGUGUCGUUGGAGGCUGGCUGCAGGCGUAGCAUCGAACCCCUGCAGGUCCACACGGGGGGGGGGGGGGGGGGGGGGGGGGGCUGUCAGAGCCCAGAGCCGGCUUGCAACCUCGCAGGCCUCUCUGCGUCGUUGUAGCCGUUGCUUCACAGCGGAAAGAUGAACAAAUUAUGAAAAAAAAAAAAUGAGCAUCUCAAAUUAAACGUAGCGGUCAGUAGAGUCGGCCAGCGCCGGCUCAGGUCUCCAACGAGGAAAUGUGUAUAUAUUGAGUCCAAAACAUUCAGACGACUUCUUUUUUUAACGGUUUCUGUCACGUUUUUUUUUUUUUUCGUGGUUGUUGAAGGUCUGUGUGUGUUUAACUGUAGUGAACAACACUGUGUGCUCGUCUCUGUCAUGAAAUCUCACAGAAUGUGCGCUAUAAAACAAAGAUUGUGGGUUGUUUUUUUUUUUUUUUUUUUUCAUGGUAUGCAUUAAGGACAUUUUUUUUUUUUUUUUUUUUACUUUAGCUGACGUGGACAACGCGUUCGCAGAUCUGUAGUCGAUGUGAGGACGUCUCACCUCUGCGUUGCGUUGAUAGAGCUGCCAAGCAGAAAAGUCAAGUUGCUCGAUGGGGGGGGAAAAGAUGCAAAACUCCAGAUUCUUCCCCUUUCAUCAUGUUUGGUAGCUUUGAGUAACCAUUUUCCUCCCGGACAGCGUUCCACUUGAGUCCCAGUUAGUUUUGCUCUGUGCUGUAGAGGAGUCAGUGCCUUCCCCUGCCUGCGGCCGGGCUUUUAUCGGAGGAGUGGCUUUGAUGUCUAUGCAAGCUCUUUUCUACCAGCUUACCAGCAUGCAACAGAGAGAUCUUUGGAAAACCCAUGUAGCUCGUUUUGUGUACAGUGUUAUUUAGCAGCUUUUCAAACAGGAGGAGGAAGGACAAAAAAAAAAACCCUGAAUCAACCAUCAGAAACGUGCGGACUUGCAACAGGUACGUUGUACUUGUACGCUGUCGUUUAGAAACCAUGUUUGUAGAUUAACGUUGCGUUGCUUUUAGUUUCACUGAAUCUAUUUUUCUACUGUUGCCUCAGAAAGGUGCAUUACAGUGGUCCACUUUGGCAUUCUCAAAAUAAACACUUUAUUACUA